Fusarium verticillioides 7600 is the source of this 1710-nucleotide messenger RNA. RefSeq lists its product as hypothetical. Gene Ontology annotation, molecular function: catalytic activity. The transcript has a single exon. Lineage: Eukaryota; Fungi; Ascomycota; Sordariomycetes; Hypocreales; Nectriaceae. The record is from RefSeq and is a predicted model, not a curated record. The coding region runs from base 1 to 1710 and encodes 569 amino acids.
AUGACUACCAAGACUUCCAACGAGACCUACGGUGCAGGAACUGUUGUCGACUCGGAGUUCAGUCCACUUCCAGCAGAGUGCGAACGGAUACUACGCAUCUUUGCUGCAAGGACACCCGGUUUCACCAAAGAUGAGGCUCUCCUCAGCGGGGUAAACUUCCACGGCGAUGAUCUGCCCUGUAUUCCAGGGCCAAUCAAGUCUCAAGCCGUCACGGCAGUCCUACAUGCAAUGGUCGGUAUAGUCGGUCUCGAGAUCCUUCACCUUCGCGGGGUCACCACCGACAACCAAAUAGAUAUCGACGUCAACCACGCUGGCCUCUACCCCGCUACAGCAGCACUUGUCGAUAUCGAUGGCGUCACAGGCCCAGAGGUGAUCAAACUGCCCACUGUGCCGCAGUGGGACAAGGACCGUGCUUCCAACUCGCCACUCGUGUACCGCGCAACGGCCAUCUAUGAGACUGCUGAUAGCGGCGUGUGGUUCCAGCUUCACGGUUCGCUUGAUUCGUGGAAGGUGUUGGCCCUUCUUGGUAUCGGCAAAGAUCUCGACAGUGAGAUUCGUACCAACGAUGCUGCGUAUGAGCUCAUCCAGGAACGAGUUCGUAAGUAUCGUGCCCGAGAAAUUGAGCAGCUGGUGGUGGAGAAGGGUCUUUCGGGGUCAAUCGUCUACUCUCCUGAAGAAUGGCGUCAAACGGAGAUGGGCAGGUCUCUCUCACGACAUCCUCUGGUCAAUUACAAACAAAAAUCUCAUUGUGCAACCCUCGCACCUGCUUCCUUUCCCGUCCUCGAGGACAAAAGACCACUCGCUGGUAUUAAAGUUGUGGAGUUGACUCGCAUCAUAGCUGGUGCAGCUGCCGGUGCCGCCCUCGCAUCUCUGGGUGCUGAGGUCAUACGCGUCAACUCGUCCAAACUCAAGGACUACACCCCAGCUCAGCCCUCCUCCCUCAUGGCUGGCAAGAAGACCAUCGACCUGGAUCUCGAAGACCCAGCCGAUCAUAAGAAGCUGAUGCAGCUCUUUGAGCAAGCCGAUGUCAUCUUGCAGGGCUACCGCCUGGGAUCAUUGGCCCGAAGAGGUUUCGGUCUUGAAGCUGCGCUUGAACUGGCAAAUAAACGAGGCAGGGGUGUCGUCUAUGUGGAUGAGAACUGUUAUGGCCCUGAUGGUUACUACGCCGAGCGACCUGGGUGGCAGCAGGUAGCAGACGCGGCGGCGGGAAGCUCGUAUGUCAUGGGCCAAUCGUUUGGCUUUCCCAAAGGCCAAGGUGUCCUGCCCAGUCUGCCUAUCUCAGACAUGUCUACAGGUAUCCUAACUGCCCUGACCAUCAUGUGCGGUAUUCGAGAUCGUGCCAAGUUUGGUGGAUCAUACCAUGGCCAUGCCUCACUUACAGCCUAUAAUAUGGCGACUCUGGAUUCAGAGGUUCGCCUGUAUCAAAGGGAGGUGGUUCAGAAGAUCAGCGACAAGUAUGAGUUCCCAACUUGGUCGAGUGACGUGCACGUUGCACCUCUGUACUAUUCCAUCUUGGAUGCUUGGGGGAAAAAGAGCGAGCUCAUCAAGGACGAAAAGCACUAUAUUCACUUCUCGGAUUCCGUAUUUGGGUCUGACUUACGUGUUCUUGGACCGGUCGUGCGGUAUGAUAAGGAAGAGUACUCGCCCAAGUGGAACAGUCCACCGGUGCCGUUCUGCCAUCAUGAGUUCACGAUGUUUUCAAAUCAAUGA